AUGCCUCCAUUUACCAAUUCUAACCCGGGAAACAUGCCGAAUGAGGCGCCUGUGGACGAAAUCCGAAACAUCGAAAUGACUCAAGAACAGGAGGCUGCCCUUUCUGACGCAAUCGCGAGAGUCCGACGCAUUAUACACAUCACUGUUGAAUCUCAGGCCGCCGACGAAGUGAAACUCCACAUUUUGAGAAAGUGCACACUGAUUAAUGAUAUAUUUGACGAAAUCCUCGAAGCAGACCGUCGGGACUUCUUCGAGGCAGAGGAGCCUAGAUACAACGCUCUUAUUCAGGAUCUCCAAGAUGAUUUCAGAAUGAACAUCAUUUAA
Messenger RNA from Caenorhabditis briggsae, 324 nucleotides. NCBI's taxonomy places the organism in Eukaryota, Metazoa, Nematoda, Chromadorea, Rhabditida, Rhabditidae. Bases 1 to 324 code for a protein of 107 amino acids. The record is from RefSeq and is a predicted model, not a curated record. The transcript is spliced from 5 exons.